AUGUUGGCCCGCCAAAUGAUGCUGCCACGAUUGGCUGUUCGCGCUGUGCACACUACUUCCCGUGUUGCUCACAACGAGCAUUAUUGGGGACCUGAAAAGGCGGCCGGGCGUGAACUCGUCGGCUUCGGAUCCAACGGAGACAACAUCUACCAAGAUCGUCUUGAUUAUUGGUACCCAGCUAUCCGAUUCCGCAAGGAAGACAGUGUCAUUGCACCAAUCCGCGCCAAAGAGCAAGCUGACUGGAAGAAUCUUUCAGCGGAAGAGAAGAAGCUUUUAUACCGCUACAGCUUCCGUCAAACUCUUUCAGAGUUCGAGGCCCCAACUGGAUACUGGAAGGUAGUCGCAUCGGCUGUUCUCGCCGUUCUUGGUUUUGCCACCUACUACGCCGUUCUUCUCAAUGUCUAUGUGUACCCAGAACUUCCACCAACCUUCCAAAAUGAAUACAAGGAAGCCCAAGUUGAGAGAGCUCUCGUUCUCGAGAAGGGUAACUUCCUCGGAGCUCCGAAGUACUACGAUUACGACAACAAGAAGUGGAAGUAA
Caenorhabditis bovis is the source of this 540-nucleotide messenger RNA. The record is from the annotation of a GenBank genome assembly. NCBI's taxonomy places the organism in Eukaryota, Metazoa, Nematoda, Chromadorea, Rhabditida, Rhabditidae.